This is a messenger RNA of Gaeumannomyces tritici R3-111a-1, 502 nucleotides long. RefSeq lists its product as hypothetical. The record is from RefSeq and is a predicted model, not a curated record. The transcript has 2 exons. Bases 35 to 502 code for a protein of 155 amino acids. NCBI's taxonomy places the organism in Eukaryota, Fungi, Ascomycota, Sordariomycetes, Magnaporthales, Magnaporthaceae.
ACUACGCUUUCUCAGCUCCUCUGAUUCCGAAGACAUGCGGAACAUGGUUCGCCGGCUGAUUUCCGCUGGUGCAAGCCCGGAGGCCUGGGGCUGUAGCUCUUCCGAACUCUCCUAUAGAGGCGCCGGACUGGACGGCCGGCACGGGCACACGGAUGGAACUCCUCUUGUCUGGUCUAUGCAGGCAAAUUGUCGGCAGGCCGUGGAAAUUAUCCUUGACUUGGGCGUCAAGGUCUUCCCGCAGUCCGAGCCGGCAAGUCGAAGGGGUCGGUACUACUCGCCGGUUUGCUGGGCUGCGCGCAUGCACCAAACCUCCACCCCGGCGGACUACUCAGAUGCCUUCCCCAACGCGUGGAUGCGGGGUCAUGAGAGGGCUGCUAAUUCCAUAUUCGAGCGCGCUGGCCGCUACGGUGUCGACAAGGUCACCUACUAUCCGCAUAUUGACACGUACCUGGUCCAGGGUGAGAAGUUCCACAAGACAGCUCAUGGACAUGAUGCAACGUAG